CACCGUUCUAGGCGUGCUCGCCAUGGUCUUCAUCCCGCCACCCCAUCUCGCGUCCGCGUCGCGUCCUUCCUACGGCGAAGCUUAUGCAAACAUCCUUGCCGCUCAUCGACGAUCUCCUUUGACUUCGGCGUCCUCAGUUAUUAUGCUCGUGGCUCCGGAUGUGGAUGCCCUUUGUGCUGCGAGAAUGCUCGCUAAUCUCUUCAAGCAAGACGACGUCAUGCACCGUAUUAUUCCAGUCUCUGGGAUUGCCGAACUAGAAAGAAUGAGGGAAGAGCUGAUGACAUAUUCCGAUCUGCAUACGCUUAUCCUCGUCAAUAUGGGCGCCAUUCUUGACCUGCCAUCACCAGCGUGGUUUGGGGAGUUCAGCACAAAACUCUCAGUCCAUGUCAUCGAUUCCACACGGCCUCAGAAUCUGUCUAGUUUAUUUUUGGGUGGAGAGAACGGUGAAAGGAUCAUCGUCUGGGAUGAUGGUGGAACCGAGAAACUGGAGGAUGAGCGGAAGGCUUGGGAGGCUUUGAUGUAUGAACCAGAACCAGACUCUGAUGAAGAGGAUUCCGAUCUGGAGUCGGAUGAUGUGUCGGAAGAUGAAGAAGAGGACGUGGAUCAUGACGACGAGGAGAGCAAUCCAUCGGGAAAGCGGAAGUCCGGGGGCGAAGGCGGGCCCCGACGGCGGAAACGCCGGCGAAACGAUGAUGAGCGGCCACUCCGUAUGUCUCGCGCGGAUAGAGAACGAUAUUCAUCCAUCGUCAAUAAGCAUUACACCCUCGGUACCUGGCAUGGCCAGAGCGCAUCAGGGACGAUAUACAUUCUAGCGACCGUCUUAGAACGUGUUGAUAACGAUCUGCUUUGGCUUGCUAUCCUUGGUCUGACACACCAAUACAACACUACCCGAAUAUCCCGUGAAGAUUACGAGAAAUACCAUUCCAUUUACUACGACGAAGUCUUCCGCCUCAACCCACCCCUCCCCGCCGACGCUUCCUCCCGACUGAAGUCCCUCCAUCCCGACGACCAGUCGGUACGCGCAACUGAGGAGUUGCGCUUUAUGCUGUUCCGACAUUGGACCUUGUACGAUGCUAUGUACCAUUCGAGUUACGUAGCCAGCAAGCUGGGCAUCUGGAAAGAACGAGGUCGAAAACGACUGACAGGUCUGCUAGCUAAGAUGGGAUUCUCAAUACCCCAGACGCAACAGCCCUACUCCCAUAUGGACAUGGAUCUGAAGAAGCACCUCCGCACCAAGCUCGAGGCGAUCGCGCCCGAGUACGGCCUGGUGGAGCUCUCCUACCCCUCUUUCAUGCGCUGCUACGGCUACCGCUCUCAGCCGCUCUCCGCCGCUGAUGCGGUCGAGGCAACCUCUGCGCUGUUGGACGUUGCCGGGGGCGUGCGGAUGGAAGUCGAAGUGGAGGGGACGCGGAAUGGCGGAGAGUGGUUUGGCGGUGGGAGGGUGUGGGAUAUCCAGGAGCGAUGGAGGGAGGAGGAGAGGGAAAACGUGCCGCCCGGCGGGAUCAUGAAGCGUGGAAGGGGCAAGGAAGAUCAACCGAACGACGAUGAGGACGGUGAGCACCAAGGGGAGAAGCUGCAGUGGUGGGUCAAGAACUUCUGGUCGGCCUACGACGCUCUGAGCGAUAUCAACAAGCUCCAAUCCGCUCUCCCGCUCUCCAUGUCCCUGCACCGAGCCAUCAUCCGCCAAGGGUCCUCCAUAAUCGACAAGCAAGACAUCAAGACAAUGCGCAACCACCGCGUCGUCGUUCUGACUCAAGGCCCGGACCUCGCACUAUUCUCCCAUCCUGGUGUUCUCUCCCGCUUAGCCCUAUGGCUGGUGGACGCCCUGCGCGACAGGGUGAACGGCCAGAGCCUGACGGGCCGCAAGAGCAAGCGCAAGAGCCUGCCGUUCGUCGUCGCGUGUCUGAACGAGAAAGCCGGGUCGUACGUCGUCGUCGGUGUCACCGGAGCGAUGGAUUUCGGUGAUGUGCGCAAGAAUGAAUUCGGCCUGGCCUUCCUCGACGCCAAGGAGCGCUGCAACGCCCGCACGCGGCACGGCUCCUUCGACACCAGCGUCAUCGAGAUCAACCAGGCCGACAUCAAGAUAUUCCUCGAGACGCUCGCCGAGGGUCCAGAUUAUUAA
Messenger RNA from Gloeophyllum trabeum ATCC 11539, 2122 nucleotides. Its product is annotated as CDC45-like protein. The coding region runs from base 23 to 2122 and encodes 699 amino acids. The transcript is spliced from 8 exons. Gene Ontology annotation, cellular component: DNA replication preinitiation complex. Gene Ontology annotation, biological process: DNA replication initiation; mitotic DNA replication preinitiation complex assembly; double-strand break repair via break-induced replication. Gene Ontology annotation, molecular function: chromatin binding; DNA replication origin binding; single-stranded DNA binding. The record is from RefSeq and is a predicted model, not a curated record. NCBI's taxonomy places the organism in Eukaryota, Fungi, Basidiomycota, Agaricomycetes, Gloeophyllales, Gloeophyllaceae.